CAUAACAUUUUAUAUCAUAUUGUUUUUCAGGUACCAUUACUUCUUGCAGUUGAAAAAUGAUGUUAUUGAAGGAAGAAUCAGUUGUGAUGCCAAACAAGCUGUUCUUUUGGCUAGCUACAGUAUGCAAGCUGAGUUUGGCAACCAUGACUUGGAGAGGCAUACCGCAAAGUACCUGAGAGAUUUUGCUUUGUUUCCAAAGCAUUUGACGGAAGAAGGAGGCCGAUUGGAGAGCCUGACGGAGGCGGCCAUACUUCAGCACGCUGGCCUGGCUGGACUAGCGCAGGGCACCGCCGAAGAGUACUACAUACUCGCCGCUCAGCAGCUUGAUGGCUAUGGACACGAAACCUUCCUUGCUAAGGAUGAGUCUGGAAAUGAAGUUGUUAUUGGUGUAUCAUUGAGUGGCAUUGUUGUAGCUUCUGAAUCAAGUCAGGCAUCAAAGUUCUAUAGAUGGAAAGAUAUAACAAAUGUGAUCAAUCACAAACGACAUUUUGGCAUGGUAUGUCAAAGUCAGGAAGAUUCGGCCUCCUUCACAUUGAUCGAUGUUGAAACUGCCAAAUAUAUAUGGAGAAUGUGUGUACAUCAGCAUAAAUUCUUCAUGCAAAACGAGCAAGCAAGUGAUACCAGCAAUACUGCUCAGAUCGUCAGAAAUUUAUUUUCUCAAACUACUAAUGAGGAUGGCCCACUAGGAAGCAGCAGGGAGGAAUUGGACGGAAGAGAAGUGGGAAGUAGUAGUGGUGGUGGAGUGAGUGGUAGUGUAGGGAUGAUUGGGGGAGGGAGGGAUCAUGGUGGUGGUGGAGGAGGAGGUAUGUUAGGAGGGGGUGGAGGGGCAGGCACAUGGGAUGUGCAACGAGCCCAAUCCGCCUCUUGUCUCGACUUGGCUGCAUCGCACGAUCUCGAUAAACUUCGUUCUCUGUUGCCAUCCUACCGGCCUGCUCCAGACUAUGAGACUGCCAUGCAACAGCAGCAGAAAUACCACAGUCAACCGGGCAACAGUCUAAGGGGUGCUGUACUCUAUUCCAGCCAGCCAGAAAUCCAUCAAACCCAUCUGCAAGAGGGAGUGAGGACGUACCACAACGCUUACAAACACUACCCUGAUGUGGCCCGGGUCGAAGCAAUGUACAUUGAACAAUCCGCCGAUGAUCGACAGCAACAUACUGUGCCAAAUCUGCAUACUUAUAGUACGCCUGAUUUAGAGAGCCAAGUUGUGCAUGGCUAUCCAAUGCUGCAUCUGUACAAACCUCCGCCGCCAUACCCCAUCAACAGGCCGAGCAGCAACAGCACACCUGAUCUUGCUAGUCAGACUUUGGGCCCUCCCACCAAUGCUUUCAUUUCGGGACAG
Messenger RNA from Nilaparvata lugens (brown planthopper), 1339 nucleotides. RefSeq names its product tyrosine-protein phosphatase non-receptor type 21. Gene Ontology annotation, molecular function: protein tyrosine phosphatase activity. The record is from RefSeq and is a predicted model, not a curated record. NCBI's taxonomy places the organism in Eukaryota, Metazoa, Arthropoda, Insecta, Hemiptera, Delphacidae. Gene Ontology annotation, cellular component: cytoskeleton.